AUGGGUAAAAAUGUCUCUCGUCUGCUGGCAGGAGAAGAUGUCAAUGUAUUUUCUGUGGCCACAAACGAGCUUCUAUUAGAUGAUUCUCGUACGGUAGAAGUGCGGUUCCAUGUGGCUCGUUCAGACGGAUCGCCCAUUGAGAUGGAAGGCAAGGGGAUGCUGAUGUACAAUCGGGUGACGGGUGAACCUAGCCAUACU
Phycomyces blakesleeanus NRRL 1555(-) is the source of this 198-nucleotide messenger RNA. RefSeq lists its product as hypothetical. The record is from RefSeq and is a predicted model, not a curated record. NCBI's taxonomy places the organism in Eukaryota, Fungi, Mucoromycota, Mucoromycetes, Mucorales, Phycomycetaceae. The transcript has a single exon. The annotation marks the transcript as partial.